AGAGAAGAGGCUCCACGCUGGGCGGGGAUGGGGCCUGAAACUCUCUGGGUCUGAGCCUGGGGAGCCAGAGCCACUUGUCCCUCUCCCUCCCAAGGACCCUUGAGAUCCCUGGGCCAGAGAGGUCCAAUCAGGCUAAGGGCCUGGGAUGCCCCCUGCCUGGCCCCCUUGCCCUGACUGGCAGGGGGGCCAGGCUGGGCAGCAGCCUUCCUCUCACUCCAGCCAUGGAUCUCCUGCCCCCCAAGCCCAAGUACAACCCACUUCGGAAUGAGUCUCUGUCAUCGCUGGAGGAGGGAGCUUCAGGGUCCACCCCACCGGAGGAGCUGCCUUCCCCAUCAGCCUCGUCUCUGGGGCCCAUGCUGCCACCUCUGCCUGGGGACGAUAGUCCCACUACCCUGUGCUCCUUCUUCCCCCGGAUGAGCAACCUGAAGCUGGCCAACCCGGCUGGGGGGCGCCUGGGGCCGAAGGGGGAGCCAGGAAGGGCAGCCGAGGAUGGGGAGGGGAUCGUAGGGGCAGCCAUGCCGGACUCAGGCCCCCUGCCCCUCCUCCAGGACAUGAACAAGCUGAGUGGAGGCGGCGGGCGCAGGACUCGGGUGGAAGGGGGCCAGCUGGGGGGCGAGGAGUGGACCCGCCACGGGAGCUUUGUCAAUAAGCCCACGCGGGGCUGGCUGCAUCCCAACGACAAAGUCAUGGGACCCGGGGUUUCCUACUUGGUUCGGUACAUGGGCUGUGUGGAGGUCCUGCAGUCAAUGCGCGCCCUGGACUUCAACACCCGGACUCAGGUCACCAGGGAGGCCAUCAGUCUGGUGUGUGACGCUGUGCCGGGUGCUAAGGGGGCAACAAGGAGGAGAAAGCCCUGUAGCCGUCCACUCAGCUCCAUCCUGGGGAGGAGUAACCUGAAAUUUGCUGGAAUGCCAAUCACUCUCACCGUCUCCACCAGCAGCCUCAACCUCAUGGCUGCAGACUGCAAACAGAUCAUCGCCAACCACCACAUGCAGUCCAUCUCGUUUGCGUCCGGCGGGGACCCGGACACAGCCGAGUAUGUCGCCUAUGUUGCCAAAGACCCGGUGAAUCAGAGAGCCUGCCACAUCCUGGAGUGUCCCGAAGGGCUUGCUCAGGACGUCAUCAGCACCAUUGGCCAGGCCUUCGAGUUGCGUUUCAAACAAUACCUCAGGAACCCGCCCAAGCUGGUCACCCCCCAUGACAGGAUGGCUGGCUUUGAUGGCUCAGCUUGGGAUGAGGAGGAAGAAGAGCCACCUGACCAUCAGUACUAUAAUGACUUCCCUGGGAAGGAGCCCCCUCUUGGGGGGGUGGUGGACAUGAGGCUUCGGGAAGGAGUCCCCCCGGGGGCUGCUCGACCCACUCCACCCAGUGCCCAGACCCCUAGCCACCUGGGAGCCACACUGCCAGUGGGGCAGCCUGUUGGAGGAGACCCAGAAGCCCGCAAACAGAUGCUGCCCCCGCCACCCUGCCCAGCAGGCAGAGAGCUCUUUGAUGAUCCCUCCUAUGUCAAUGUCCAGAACCUAGACAAGGCACGGCAAGCAGGCGGUGGGGCCGGGUCCCCCAAUCCUGCCAUCAAUGGCAGCGCGCCCCGAGACCUCUUUGACAUGAAGCCCUUUGAAGAUGCCCUGCGGGUGCCUCCACCUCCCCAGUUGGUGGCCAUGGCUGAGCAGCUCCGAGGGGAGCCCUGGUUUCACGGGAAGCUGAGCCGGCGGGAGGCCGAGGCACUGCUACAGCUCAACGGGGACUUCCUGGUGCGGGAAAGCACGACCACUCCUGGCCAGUAUGUGCUCACUGGCCUGCAGAGUGGGCAGCCCAAGCACCUGCUACUGGUGGACCCUGAGGGUGUGGUUCGGACAAAGGAUCACCGCUUUGAGAGUGUCAGUCACCUCAUCAGCUACCACAUGGACAAUCACUUGCCCAUCAUCUCUGCGGGCAGCGAACUGUGUCUCCAGCAACCUGUGGAGCGGAAACUGUGAUCUGUCCCAGUGCUGUCUCCUAGAAGAUGCCCUGCGACCCCUUCCACCGUAUUGCCCAAUUCUUAGGACCUCACUUGGGAGUGUUCUGUGGGCUUGGCCUUGUGUAGGGAUGGGGGUAGUGUGGACAUUGGGUUCAGCAUCCAGCUGAGUGAGAGGGUUUGAGUCAGGAGCCAGGGGUAGAGUCCUGCUUCUCCCCAAACCUCACCAAAGUAUUAAUGUACAGAGUGGCCCCCUUCCCUGGGCCUUUCCUGUGCCAACUUGAUACCCCUUCCCCAAGGUGGGUGCUGGAGGCCUGGGCAGUAUGCCUCCUUGUAAUGAAAAAUGUCCUGUGGUGAUAGGCCCAGUGGAGCAAUCACCCUUCCAGGGAAGGGGAAUGAAUCACACCCUUAGUCUACCCCUGGGCUCAGGGUACCCCAGACCCCUCUCAACAACCCUCCCUCCCAGCGUUUAAACUUUGUGCCUUUGACCAUCUGCUAGGUCUGAAGAUAUUUUAUGCAAAGAGUUCUUGGGCCCCUGAAGUCAAGCAUGGGGGUGCUGACACCUUGGCUUCUGGGACCCCGUCCUCUCCUUGCUCAGUACCCCCUCUCGUUUAGGUUGGGUGAACAGAGGCAGGAGUGGCAGCUGUCCCCUCUCCACCGGGAUAUGCAGCCCUUAGAGAUUGCCUCAGAGCCCCCUCCCAGCCAGUGGGGUGAUGGACCCGCUUCUUGCUCAGUGCCUCUUGGGUGGGGCCCCUCACCCCAGGGGGUCUAUAUAUACAUUUGGCAAGUCCAUUCCCCCCCCCCCCUCCAUGUUGCAUGCAUGUUAUACUCUAGAGCCAAAGUACAGCCCUUCCUCCUGUAGCCUCUGCCCUGCCUCCCCCUGCUGGGGGGAUGACUGAAGUGUCAUCCUAGGUGGAUUUUGUGGAGGUGGGAACAGGGGCACUGAGACUCUAAAGCAGUAGACAAUCCCCAGAUACCAUCGGUAGAUUUGGAACUGCGUUUAUUUUUUAUUUUAUAUGCAUAUAUUUUAGGGCUGUAGAUUUACUUUACUAAUUUGUUUUCCAUAGCUUAUUCCUGAGCACAAAAUGAUAAUCGAUUUAUACAUCACCUUUUUGACUUUUCAAAGCCCUUUUACAACUAUUGGCAUUUUCCUCACCCUGGCCUUUGCCGGUAGCGUUAUCUUUUCUGAGAGACUAGAGGCCGUGUGUGAGCUAGGACUAGAGAAACUUGGACCUCCCACCGCGAGGCUGGGAGGCAGAAGUUUGGCUGAAUGGAUGUUAGUUUCA
Messenger RNA from Lipotes vexillifer (Yangtze River dolphin), 3240 nucleotides. It is a transcript of the gene SHC1, whose product is annotated as SHC adaptor protein 1. Gene Ontology annotation, biological process: epidermal growth factor receptor signaling pathway; intracellular signal transduction; insulin receptor signaling pathway. The record is from RefSeq and is a predicted model, not a curated record. The coding region runs from base 222 to 1976 and encodes 584 amino acids. Gene Ontology annotation, molecular function: receptor tyrosine kinase binding. Lineage: Eukaryota; Metazoa; Chordata; Mammalia; Artiodactyla; Lipotidae. The transcript is spliced from 12 exons. Gene Ontology annotation, cellular component: plasma membrane.